Oppia nitens is the source of this 818-nucleotide messenger RNA. RefSeq lists its product as uncharacterized. The transcript has 3 exons. NCBI's taxonomy places the organism in Eukaryota, Metazoa, Arthropoda, Arachnida, Sarcoptiformes, Oppiidae. The coding region runs from base 15 to 818 and encodes 267 amino acids. The record is from RefSeq and is a predicted model, not a curated record.
UAUUUAAAUUGUCCAUGUUGUUAAUAGUAUUAUUAUUAUUAAAUGUAAUUGAUCCGGGUUAUCAUUGCUGUCAAGAUGCUGAUAGAGAAAUACAAACAAAUGAUGAUUUUAGACAAAUGGAAGGCAGAAAAAAUUGUCCAGGAAGUCAACAUAAAUGUCCACUGGGUCCAUGGUGUUGCGAUGAUCAUGGCAAUGCUAGAAAUUGUCCGCAACAAGAGUGUCGAUCAAUUUGUUGCCCUGAAAAACAUAUAUGUCUCAAAAAAUUGGAUAACGAACAACUGACCGAUUUGGACGGACAAAAUGAAGGAUAUUAUUGCAAAAAUGAUGGUCAAAAUGAUGGAAGUCAAGAUGGGGGGUCAAGGUGGAGGUCACGGAGAUCAUGGAGAUCAAGGAGAAAGUCAAGAAGGAGAUCAAGGGGGAGGUCAAGGUGGAUUACAAAAAAGAGAACAACGCAUUCAGGGUGUCGGGCUAUUUGUUGUCCAGAAAAUCAUACGUGUCGUUCAAAAUCGUGGCGUCUAACGGAUAUGGAUAAACAAAAUCAAGGCUAUUAUUGCAAAAAUGGUGGUCAAGAUGAUGCAGGAGGUCAAAGCGUAGGUCAAGGAGGAGAACAGGGUGGAGAUCAAGGCGGUGGUCAAGAUGAAGGUCAAGGUGGAUAUCAAGGAGGAGAUCAAGGAGAAGGUCAAGAUGGAGGUCAAGGUGGAUAUCAAGGAGGAGGUCAAGAUGGAUAUCAAGGAGGUCAAUAUGGAGGUCAAGAUGGAGAUCAAGGUGGAUAUCAAGGUCAAGAUGGAGGUCAAGGCGGAGGUCAAGAUGGAGAGUAA